This is a messenger RNA of Chenopodium quinoa (quinoa), 741 nucleotides long. Its product is annotated as monothiol glutaredoxin-S11-like. Lineage: Eukaryota; Viridiplantae; Streptophyta; Magnoliopsida; Caryophyllales; Amaranthaceae. The record is from RefSeq and is a predicted model, not a curated record. The coding region runs from base 209 to 517 and encodes 102 amino acids. The transcript has a single exon. Gene Ontology annotation, cellular component: nucleus; cytoplasm.
ACUUCAGCAAGGUAAUGCAAAGUUCCGCCAACCAAACCUUCAAGACAAUUAUCACUCCUUUCUUCUGUUUUCUUUCGUUUCCUGCAGAAUAUCAUACUGCUCGAAAACUCAGUUAACAGGAUCAGUUUCUUAGGCCUGUUGGCAUAACGAGUUUAAGUUGUGCCACAGGACCUCUGAGGCUCUGACAUUUACUAAAACACAAACAAAGAUGGACAAGGUACUAAAGGUAGCCUCAGAAAAUGGUGUGGUGAUCUUUAGCAAGAGUUCCUGUUGCCUAUGCUACAGUGUUAACAUUUUGUUCCAAGAACUCGGAGUUACCCCUUUCAUCUAUGAGAUUGAUAAGGACCCCGAUGGCAAGGAAAUGGAGAAGGCGAUCAUGAAGCUAGGAUGCAACACACCAGUGCCAGCAGUGUUCAUUGGUGGGCAGCUGAAAGGCUCCACCAACGAGAUCAUGUCGCUUCACCUAAGGGGAGCUCUCAUCCCACUGCUCAGGCAAUACCAUGGUUUUAAUAAUUGAUGGUCAUAUUGUAAUUUCCCUUGCUAGCUGCAGUGUCAAAAGAAAUGUUUAGGUGAAUAAAGUUUAAUUUGAUCAACAUUAUAGUUGUCUAAGUAGAUGGUCUAUGUUGUUUUACAUUUAGCUAAUAUUCAGAUGGUUCAAGAGCAGCUAAAGCAUGUAAUAUUUCUUUGCAAUGAAAGUCAUCUUUAUUAUAUAUGUAAACUUUUAUUCCAAUGUUCAGUCUG